AUGUCCGUCAGGCUGAGACAAGUCCGUUACCAGUCGAGCACGGUCAUUCGCAUACCAGGAUCGAACAUAUAUCGCUUGGGUGACUCGAACUUUGCAUCUCCCGUCUUUUCCAACGUCACUUGGACAGCCAAAGACGGCGAGAGCUGGGCUGUAAUUGGUGCUGGAUCGAAUCAGAAGACAGCGCUGCUGAGGACUUUGCUUGGGCACUUCCGCAUCACACCACCACCAGCCCCAUCUGAGGGAGGGCUUUUCCCGUUCCUUGCACAGGCCGACCCGCCUCGUGACCCGCACACGAAUGUCGCACUCGUUUCCUUUGCACACCGUCCCCGCACCUCGGGCACUGGCUUUUAUGACUACACCGCACGUUAUGGCGCAGUUCGCGAGGAGGACAGAAUCACAUUACGUGAAAGCAUGUUUGGAGAUCAUGAUUAUCUCAACCUCCGGCCAAAUAAGCCUGAAGACCAGGUCAGCAAGUCGUCAGAGGAGCUUGCAGUAGAAGAGAGAAAGAAGGCGCUGUUUGAGGAGAUGGUGGAAAGACUUGGUUUGAGCCAGCUACUUGACCUUCCACUCGUUGCGUUAUCCAACGGGCAGACCAGGCGAGCGCGGAUCGUCAAGGCACUGUUGGCCCGGCCGGAGUUGCUCAUACUGGACGAGCCGUUGACGGGUCUUGACGUGUCUAAUCGUCCAAAGUUACUUGAUAUCCUACAUAACUUGCACGUUGCACGCAACCCACGUGUUUUAUUGGGGUUACGUCUGCAAGAUCCUGUACCUGAGUGGAUCACCCACCUCGCUCUUAUCAGCGAGAAGGGCGUCAUCACCGGUCAAAAGGAUAUUGUUUUGGAGGCCGAGGCCAAGCGGAGCGUGCGCGAGGAGCGUGAUUCACAGUCGCGCUCUUCGAAUGCUAGCAGCAGCCUUAGCGGCUCAGGGCGAUCGACUGUGGUUGACUUGAAGAACGUUAGCGUGACUUACGGUCCUAGGCAGGUACUGAAAGAAAUUAACUGGACAAUUCGCGAAGGCCAGCGGUGGCACCUCAGAGGACCCAAUGGGUCCGGAAAGACGACCCUCCUUGCCCUCCUUACGGGUGACCACCCACAAUCGUAUACUCAACUCGGAACUUCUCGGCACCUCCGUCUCUUCUCCCGCCCCCGUUCGCGCAUACCCACUCCUCAUCUUCGCUCCCUCAUCGGUGUCGUCUCACCAGAACUAGCAAAUGCUUACCCCCGUCGCGCCGGCGUAUCCGUUUGGGAGGUCGUUGGUACUGGUUUCGAUGGUGCAUUUGUCCCCGGUGGACUGGAUGGCGUUGGCCACGGUAUCGACGGGCCACUCAGCGAUGAGCAGCGCCGGUGGCGGGUGCAGCGUGUACGUGAGGUUAUGUCUGGGCUAGGGCCCUCAAGUUGGGCACCGAAGCAGCUCCAUGACCCCACAGCGGACAGUCAGACGGAUGUGGACACACACGGUGGUAAACUCAAGGCAAGCGAUGUAACGUUUGCAGAAAGAGAUUUUGCAGACCUGGCUGCUGGAGAGCAGGCUAUUGUGCUACUCAUGCGGGCUCUCGUGGGCAGACCACGUCUCGUCCUACUCGAUGAAGUAUGGAGUGGGAUGGACGACUCCAUGGUACGUGCUGCGCGAGCAUACCUACGCGACGGUGGCGGAGUCGACGAUGAUCAAGCUGCUGUGGUGAUCAGCCACUGGGAGGAGGAGGUACCGUGGAACACCGGAGACGGACUGCGACGAAUAUCCCUUGAGGACGGGGUGGCUACGUGCUCCUGAUUGGUUGCAUGUUCAUGCAUCUCGCCACGUACAUACAGUUUGUAUACAUGUCUAGAAAACAGGGUAAUGACCCCAAACGAAGACAUCGAAAUAUUACACGCAUUCAUACAGAUUGGUGCCUUCGCUUUGAGAAACCCAGAAACUGUGCGCCCUUUAAGACCAUGGUCCUUCAGACACAGUUCCCCAUCCACUCUUCGCGUCAUCCCAGCCCGCUGCGCUCGCAUCUUCAACUUGAUCUGCCCAUGAGCCCUUGGACGGCUUCUGUAUCUGGUUCUGGUUCUUAAAUUGUGUUUUAGCUGUGGUCUGCGGCUGGGACUGCUUUUGAUCCUGUGCCUUUUUAGCGUUCUUCCAAGAACCUUUUGCCACCUUGACGCCUGCGGUACCCUUUCCUUUACCCUUGGCUUGAGUCUCCAAGCCAACAUCAGGAGCAGGGCUGGUUGACCUCCCGUGAGACUCAGUUGUGGCAUUUGAUUUAUCCACGUCGAGGUCACUGGUAUCAUCCGGGGUGGAAGUUGUCGGCAAUGGAUCCCAGUCUGCCGAAGGCACAGCGUUCCACAGGUUGUCCGAAUCGUUACCUAUGUCGGUCCCUUCGGCACGACUCAUAGCACUCUCCUCCUCGAGUGCCGCGUUAAGAUCCUUCAACUCGCGUGGCGCACCCUUCCAGUUCGUCUUUACCAGUGCACCCCUCCCUUUGUACAUGUCAUUGCCCCGCCCGCCUCGGUCUCGGUCUGCAAUGCCGGACCCACGCCAACCACGUCCGCUCCCGCGUCCACGUCCUCGACCGGCGGCAUCAGCUCGCUGGGCACGUUCUUCGGCCCAUUGCUUCUUGCGCUUCUUCUCUGCGUAUUCCCUGCAUAUACCUUUUGUGCAAAGUUUUCCGUGAGCGGGGCACAGGUCGUCGUCGUUGACGCCUGAUACAGAGCUGAGCUUUGCCCAACCUUCGUUGCCUCCUGACUCUCCGCUGGCGUUACUCUGCGCGGGCGACGCGCGGCGUGCAUAGGCUUCUGCGUCAUCACCUGGCUUCAAGCCCCAAACGUGGUCGUCAUCGUUGUUAUCUUGAGGGACGCCAGAGCCGUCAUGUCCAGAUGAGACAAGGGAGGGAGAGGAGCCAUGAACGACACCUUGAGCUCCCGACAUGAGCACACCCAUGUCAGCAAGCUCGUCGUCGUCGUCCUCUUCGUCGUAACCAUAGCCAUCCACACCCCUGGGUUUUCCGUUUUCGUCAUUCAGCGUGAGCUGACGGCUGAGUGCAUCUGCCAUGCCAUCUGGCAUGGGUACCUGCACCGCGUAAGGGUUUGGCGAAUGAUCCAUCCCAUUUGAUGAUGAAUUUGCCAAACGGGCUGAACCUAAGCCUGGAGGCGGACCCCAAACAUUCACUGCAGGGCCAGAUGUUGAAGGCGGGCCUUUCGACCAAACUGAUCUCGGAGGCAAAGGCGCGAGUCCCGGCGGAGGGCCGAGCCCAGGAGGUGUAGAUCCAGGGGGAGGUGUAAGUCCAGGAAGC
This is a messenger RNA of Coniophora puteana RWD-64-598 SS2, 3271 nucleotides long. Its product is annotated as P-loop containing nucleoside triphosphate hydrolase protein. Lineage: Eukaryota; Fungi; Basidiomycota; Agaricomycetes; Boletales; Coniophoraceae. The record is from RefSeq and is a predicted model, not a curated record. The coding region runs from base 1 to 1770 and encodes 589 amino acids. The transcript is spliced from 5 exons. Gene Ontology annotation, molecular function: ATP hydrolysis activity; ATP binding.